Molecule: messenger RNA, 5045 nt
Organism: Bolinopsis microptera
Lineage: Eukaryota; Metazoa; Ctenophora; Tentaculata; Lobata; Bolinopsidae
Product: neurexin-1-like
Exons: 16
Coding region: 19-4053 (1344 amino acids)
Molecular function (GO): calcium ion binding
Source: RefSeq, a predicted model, not a curated record
GCUGAUGUCCUAUUAAAGAUGAAAAUAGUUUUGUUUGUUCAGAUACUAAUUGUCUGCGCUUCUGCAGAGAAGACAUUCUUUGACACGGACAACACCUUUGCUAGUUAUCGUAACUGGGUAGUCAGGGAUAAAGGAAUCUUGCUGUUUUCCUUCAGUACAUAUAAAGAAAAUGCCCUUCUUCUGUACACUGAUGGUGGAGUAGAUGGAUCACAAGACUUUUUGAAAGUUCAGCUUGUUAAUCAGAAGAUGGUUGUGCACUCGAAUUUUGGCAGUGGCACUGAAAUAUUUGAAAUAGGGGAGAGGCUGUCAAACGGAGUUUUUCACUCAGUGAGAAUUCAAGUAGGAUCUGGUGUCAUAACUGUUGUCCUUGAUGAUGCUUUUAGCAAGGAGCAGCGCUUUGACAACUCUGCAGCAGACAACACUCUACAACUUUCAUCUUCUCUCUUUAUUGGAGGUGUAAGCAAAUUCACAACCUUUGAUCUAAUUGAACCAGACAUGAGCCUUGAACCUCGAUUUUCUGGGUGUAUAAGUGGAUUGAAGUUCACAAAAGCAGAUGGAGAAACUCUGGCACCUCCCAAUUGUGUGGAAGAAGAGGGAACUGCUGAGGGAUGUGAGGCAACAGCUUGUGAAAACCUUUCUUACACAGACUCCUGCAGGAACGGGGGCAAGUGCGAGCCCCAACUUGAUGGUUAUGUUUGCAACUGUGAGGGUACCGGAUAUUCUGCAGACAGAUGCACGACAGCUGCCACUGUAGCGAAAUUCCAAGCAAGCGAGUACAUCAAAUACACGGCUCAAGAUGACCCGAUCGUCUCAAAGUACGAUUCCCUCUCAUUCAGGAUCAAGACAUCCAGGACGGACGGACUUGUUUUCUACUACAAGACAGAUAACUUCUUUAUGUCGGUGGAGGUAGUGGAAACAGAAUUGAGUCUCAACGUGGGAUUCGGUACCAGUCAGCAACUCAUUUCCCUUGAGGACAACUUCUUCAUCUGUGAUAACGAGUGGCACACAGUUCACAUCGGCAGAUACGAGUCCUUCAUAACCCUGGAGAUAGACGGCUCCCAGAUAUCAGCUCAACUUGCUAACCCCACCCCUGUCAGAUACAACAAGGACAUCUUCAUCGGAGGUGGAGAGAGUUUGACUCAGCUGGACGGUGUAAGAAGUCAGCUGAACUUUGUUGGAUGUCUCCAACAACUCACAUUCAACAAGAUGAAGAUGCUCAAGGAUGCUAAGGCUGAUGGUUUGGGGUACUCUGUUCAUGGUAGACUCGACUGGAUGUGCAGUAAUAUUCAGUACGUCCCCGUGACAUUCGGCUCAUCAGAGUCUAAGUUAGAGUUGGAUCAGUGGAUGUUGAACAGAGGGCUAUCUCUGCAGUUCAAAACUUCAUACCCUGAUGGUAUUAUAGCGUUUACUGGCACCGAAUCAACUUAUCUUUCCUUGGAACUUAUCGAGGGGAGCCUUGUCUUUACCGCUCAGAAAAACGGAGAGAAAACCACAGCACAAGUAGGCUCCAACCUAGCUGACAGUAACUGGCACAGUCUAACAGCCCGGUACGACACCACCACCAUCACGCUCCACAUCUACGGGGAUGUUGGAGACGUUCAGGAGGAUUCAGCUCGCUUCAGGGUCCAGGGAGACUUCAACAUUAGAUCGCCCCUUAUGCUUGGAGCAGCUGACGAGAGUAGCCCCCUCUUCAAGUCUGGGUACCGGGGUUGUAUCCGAGGCUUCUCCAUCCAACAAGAAGUGAUAGACCUCUACACCAAGCUGGUAACCCAGCCUCCUGGAGUGGUGGCAGGAUGUGGUAGUCUGGAUGAAGCGUGCUCCAUACAGCCGUGUUACCAUGGUUCCGUGUGUAAUCAGGAGAUGAAUAGCUUCACGUGUGAUUGUACGGGGACGGGGUAUGAAGGGACUGUGUGCUCGGAGGAGGCUAAACCUCUCACUUUCUCUGGAGAUCAGUAUUUGAGACAGCUUACUAGCUUCCCUGAACCUAAGAGAGAGCGAGAUUCUAUUUCGUUGAGGUUUAGAACUCAAGCAGAGAAUGGCCUGAUAAUGUUUGUCACAACCGACACUUACAAUGACAAAUACAUGUACUUUGAGAUUCUUGAGAGUAAACUUUACGUGAUAGUCCACUACGGAAUUCAGAAGUUCUUCAGACUAGAACCAAUAGUUUCUGAUGGCAGAUGGCAUGUUAUCGUCUUCAACAGAGUCGGAAAUAAGAUUACUCUUCGCCUUGACAACACUGAAGACCAGUUCACAUUCAGAGACCCAGUAGAAUUCCCCUACCGGUACGCUUAUCUUGGCAAAGCACCUGAAAACGAGUGGCGUAAUGUUAUGCGUAUGACCAAAUCCCGCCAAGCUUUCGACGGUUGUCUCCAGCAAGUGAAGUUCAACGGUAACGAUCUUAUCACGUUGAUGGGGGCCGCUAACAUUUUCACCAACGCCAGACAAGGCUGCAAAUUCCAGGAGACAACAGACCAACAAGUUGCAGCGUUUAUCCGGUCCACCUACCUAGGACUGCCACCAUGGGCCGCCACCAACACCUCCUCUGUCCUCAAGUUCAACUUCAGAACCAGGGAGAGCAGUAGUCUCAUCCUCUUCCACGGUGAUGUGGAGGCAGAUUACGUGGCUAUUGUGCUGGAGGGAGGAGUCCUCAAGACUACCCUGCAAAUCGGUGACGGCUCAAGGACGGUCUCUGCUCUAAUGCCAGGACUGAACGAUAACAUGUGGCACAGUGUCUUACUAGAGAUCACCUCUCAGAUCUUUAUCCUUGAAGUGGAUGAAAUGCCCAUGCAACAACCGCUCAGCGAGUCCAACUUUGAUUUUACCGGUGGUCUGUACAUCGGUGGAAUACCUGAAAACGUGAACUCUUCUCUGCUACCGUACGGCAUGCAAGCAAAUCCGUACUUCCUUGGCUGUGUCAAGGCCCUUAUUGUAAACGAUGUGAUCCAGGAUUUAUUGCAAGCUGGAAACGGAAAAUCAGGUGUCAGGUCGGAAUGUGAGGGAACGUGUGCCGCCUACCCCUGUCAAAACGGUGGCAGCUGCCGGCAAAUGGAAAACCAGUUCGACUGUCUCUGUUCUGGAUCUUUCUUCAAGGGAAAAACUUGCUCAGAAGAAAUGUCGAAAGUACGAUUCACGCCUGGCAGUUCACUGAGUUAUACACUUUACGAGCACAAGACUACUAUCCGAGAUGAUCUCCACAUCAAGUUUAAAACCACCGACUCUUUCGGGGGGCUGACUCAGAUUGAAACGGGAGACCCGAACCAGUUUAUCAAAGUCGUCAUCAAAGAUACGUUCCUGGAAUUGACCAUGAAUAUCGGACAAGAGCGGGUGUUUGCAAGAUCCCCGUCCCCUGUUAACGACGACACACCACACACCCUUAGCUUCUGGAGACGUAACACGGCAGUUUCCUAUUCCUUUGACGGCGGAGAAAUAACCAGAUCCUCACUGAACUCUGUGGGAAGCCUGGAGUUUGGAGUGAUAAUGAACAUCCGGCUCAGCUUCCCCUACAACAGCAUGCAGUUUAGCGGGUGUAUCCUAGGGUUUGACUAUAACGGGAUAACUCCCCUGGAGGAUACUAAUCUUCCCAACAUUGUGAAAUCUCCUGGGAUUGUGGAGGGAACGUGCGAUAUAACACCCCCUACUACAUCUAAACCUAUUGUCACCGAGGGUAACCCUGAUCCUGAUCCAGAGGAUCCAGAUAAAGGUGGUAAUGAUACUGAUAAUCCAGAUGAUCCUGAUGAGAAUGGUAAUGAGGUGGAUCCUGAUAGUAAAACCACAGCUCCAAAACCAAUAUCAGACAAUAACUCUACCCAACAGACUCAAGUUAAGAGCAAAUCAAGUCUCGGGCUUCCUUUCAUACUCCUGAUAGCGGCUGGCGGCUUCAUAUGUAUACUGUUAGUUGUAUACGGUGUAAGCCGGUUUGCCAGGCGGCGUCAGGGCGUUUAUAAGACAAACGAGGACAAGAGAGUUGAGGAUCAACAGAGAAUUGAGUAUGAUAAACUUACCAUGCAUGAGGAGGCUUUCGAACUGCCAUCAAAACGAGAGUUAUACAUGUGACUGUGAUAAUAGGUCGUCAGAUUUAGUUGAGAAGUCUCAAAUUGUUCAAGUCACAGCAUAGGAUAAGGGUAGUUUCGCGUCGUGGCGUAUUGGGGGUUGUUGUGGACCCCAGGGUGAGGGUGAAAUUGUUUGGGGGAAGAGAAAUAUAAAGACGCUGAAUUUAUUAACCCCGGAGAGGUAAUUGAUUGAUCGAUAUAACGCAAGUUUAUUGAAGUAUUUUUGUUUUUGUUUAAUUUUUAUUUGAGUUAAUAUGGUGCGUUAGUUCAGAUGAUUUUAUAAACACCAUGCAGCUCAAUCCGUUCGAACAUUUUAGUUUCAAUUCCAGUACAGAAGAUGAGGAUCAACUUGAGCUCAAAUCCGUUGCUUCACUUUUUUGUUUUAAUCAUAUCUUGAAAUUUACAUAAUAUAUAUAUAUAGAUGUUUACACGUUUUACAUGUUAUAUAACAAAGUUUUAUCAAGGCUUGUACUCAGAUGUUGAAGAUGCAUUCGUUCUAAAUUGUGUUCGAAAUUUGACAAAGUCAUAUGUAAUUUUUUAUCGGAUUUGUGAUAUUUUAUUAUUUCGCUUGGUCGACAUAAUUGUUGCCGAUUUGUUAGUUUAUAUUCUAUAUAUUCAUAGAUUUCUUAUUAGUAGAGUUUUCAAACUGAGUACAAACGUCUAGCGCAAGAUUAAGUGGCACUUUUCAUUUUAUCGAUAAAUCGAGAGAUAAAUUAUUGCAAAACCUUUGGCACCUGAGGUUAAUUUUUUGAAUACCAUAUCAGUAAAUGUAAUGAGCGUGGUGUUUAGUAAUUUAUUAUUUAUAAGCUGAAUCAGCUCACUUCAACGUUAAAUUCUACAAAAUGUAAACCGUUAGCGAACAAAACUCCUCAAAAGCAGAGCAAAUCAUGACAUGGUUUACAUUUUGUGAAGCCAUUACGAUCAAUACAGUGUCAAACAGCUUUUUGUACAUAGACUUCAUUUAUAUGUUUUAUUUUUAAAAAUUGACUAACAAAA